AUGUCGAACAUACUUCCGGCAUUUCAGCUACCAGGAGAUAACAUAUCUAUUUUAAGAGAGCCGAAUGGAUACUAUCAAAGACUCCUGGAUAUGAUAUCCAGAGCCAAGCAGCGUAUCGUAAUUUCAACUCUGUAUAUUGGAGAAACAGAACAUCAACUUGUGUCCACGCUCUCGGACGCAUUGUCUAGAAAUAGCGAGCUAGAAGUAACAAUUCAAGUCGACGCGCUUCGAUCAACACGCCCCUCCAAAACACAGACAUCACCUGCACACUUGCUGCUCCCAUUGAUCGAUGCUUAUCCAGAUCGAGUUCAAGUUAGACUAUUUCGAUCCCCAAAACUUAGUGGACCCAUGCGUUUUCUAGUACCCCGGCGAUUUGACGAAGGCUGGGGAACUUGGCACGCCAAAGUCUAUCUAGUGGAUGACGAGGUUUUGUUGAGUGGAGCAAAUCUCAACUCGUCUUACUUUACAAAUCGACAGGACCGUUAUAUCCAUUUUACCAGAUCCCCAGAUAUAGCCGACUACUUGGUUCGUCUGUUACGUGUAUUUGCAGGGUAUUCGUCAACUCUACGAGCUACCUCUGAGUCUUCAUUGGGAUAUGCCUUGGAUUGGCCGCGUCACGGUUCUUCUCGGUAUAGUUUUGCAAACUUGGCAAAGGAGGAGAUCAACAACUUCCAAACUGGAGUGCGUUGUACCAAACCACAGGACGAUACCGGCAACCAGGUUGUUGUGUUCCCCAUGGUACAGUCUGGAGUACUUGGAAUACAUGAAGAAGAACGAUGUUUGCACGCCCUCUUCGACCUUCUUGAUUCCGAGGAACUACUAGAGACACCGUUGGUCGAAAUCACCAGUGGAUAUUUUGCCCUCUAUGGCCCCUAUCAAGAUCGAGCAGUGGCGUCCAAGGCAGAUUAUCGGGUAGUUGCGGCAAGUCCAAGCGCGAACGGAUUCCUUGGGUCUAAGGGGCUUUCUGGUAGAAUACCUGAGGGUUACACCCUUCUUGAACGAAGAUUCUGGGAUCGUGUUCUCGCUGCACACCGACAAUGGGAUGAAGAUAAAGGGAUUGAGCUACGAGAAUGGAGUCGAACUGGCUGGACUUAUCAUGCCAAAGGUAUCUGGCUUAUGCCAUCCUUCAACGAAUUACCAUGUGCUACCCUUUUCGGGUCCACCAAUCUUAAUUCCAGAUCAGCUCAUCUCGACACCGAAAUCUCAUUUCUUCUCUCAGUCCCUGAACACAAUAACUCAUUGCGAACCGCCUUAAAGAACGAGAUUUUGAAUAUAAAGAAGAAUACAAGCAAGGUCGAUGAGCACACGUUUGCAUCCCCAGAAAGGAGGGUGAGCCUAAUAACCCAGGCAAUUGUGGCUCUUGUGGGGGCCCCUCCCCCUCUCCUCCCCCUCUCACCUAGCAGCUUUGUGAAUUACCCGUCUGCCGCGGCCAUGAGAGAUACCAGUAACGCGACGAACCUAUUCGGGGUGCCUCCGCGUUCACCCGGGACUCAGGGUCGGCAGGUUCAAGUACGAACAAAUAUGUUUGGUAUUUCAUACCCCAGGGGGGGUCAGUGGCAUCACUAUGAUGUAACUAUUGAAGAGGACGGUGUACCAGUCGAUCUCCCACCACCUCGUAACCGGGAGAUAAUUGACAGGCUUCAGGCUCGUGAAGCAGCCAUCUUUCGGCCUCGCGGUGUUUACGAUGGUCGAAAGAAUUUGUUCUCCAUCAACCAGUUUUCAUUUCAUCCGGCAGGCGAGUUUGAGGUCGAUACCUCGGGUAGGCCGAACACUAGGCGGCCAGGGCGACGCCGGGUGGUUAAGCUCAAGUUUGCGGGACUCAUCAACAUGAGUGCACUCGACCCUCUUAUGGGCGGGCGCGUCGGUAUUGACCAAGCCGAUGCUACUCAGAUUGCUGUGACGGCUCUAAACUACGUUAUUCGUAUGGCUCCCGUUACAAACUCCGACUAUCCCCUUAAAGGGUCAUCAUUUUUUAUGGACAUUCCUGGGGUGUCGAAAGACCUAAAGAGAGGGUUCAAACUUUAUCGCGGAUUUUUCCAGAGCGUGAGGCCAGCCAUUGGUCGCAUGCUUGUGAACAUCGAUGUUGCUACUGGCGUGGUCUUUCGGCCUAUCUCCGUUUUGGAUUUUGUCAUGGAGUUUCUUAAACUUAGGGAUCCUCGCGAGCUGGGCCAGCUACAGGAGGCUCAGCUAAUCUCUUUGACGCGAGUCCUAAAGGGAGUCAAAGUUAUCGCCACUGUUCCGAGGCGAACCGACAAGACCAAAUCAAUUAAGAGCUUUCAUAGGGAUGGGCCUGACAGCUAUAUGUUUGACAAGGACGGCCAACAAGUGUCCGUAUCGCAACAUAUGCGAGACGCACACGGCGCUCGCGUUCAGUAUCCGAGGGCACCCUGCGUUAUUAUCAAUCGUGAUGCCGCUUUCCCGAUGGAAUUCCUCGAGAUUGCCCCUCACCAGAUCCUCAAGCGGCCAGUGCCUCCUGAUCUUACGCCUGAUGUGCUGAAUUUUUCCACUCAGAGACCUGAUCAGCGCAUUAGGCAAAUUACACAAGGAUUCCAGCAACUACAAUAUAAUCAGUCGGAUUAUCUUCGUGGUGCUGGAGUUCAGGUCGAUCGGGAGCCUGUCACAGUUCAAGCAAGGAACGUAUCUAACGGGACAUGGAACAUGGUCCGUAAAACGAUGUUCAAACCCGCAAAGGUUGGAUGCUGGGCAAUUGCGUUGUUUGCCCAACAAGGAGGCAAUGCCCUUGGUUCUCGGUUGGCGAAGAGGUUGGCCCAAGUAAUGAAGGAGCGUGGUAUUUUGGUGUUGGACGAUGAACCAGUUGUCUCCCAGUUCCCCGUGCAUGACAUUCCUUCUUCUUUAACACAGCUUGGAAAAGACGCGUUGCAAAGAACCUGGUCGCUCAAGGGCCAUCCUAUGCUAAAAGGAGAAGACCCUCGUAACCUGUUCAAAAUGCCUGACCUCAUUGUGUGUGUCAUCCCGUUCCCUGCGCCAGAAAUCCGGGCCGCGAUCAAACGUUGGGGUGAUUGCGAGAUGGGUGUGGCUACACAGUGUGUGGUGGGAUCGAAAUAUGCGGGUCAGAGAAAUGACGAUCAGUAUCUCAAUAACUUGGUCUUGAAAGUACACGCGAAACUUGGCGGGACCAACUUUAUCCCACGACAAGCCUUUCAGUGGGAUCGUCCAACAAUGGUGAUGGGUGGCGAUGUGAGCCAUCCUCCACCUGGUAGUCGCGGACAUCCCUCAAUUAGCGCUGUAGUCGGGAGCAUGGACAUCAAUAGCUGCCAGUACGCGGCGGACUCCAACGUUCAGGCAUCUCGCGAAGAAAGGAUUACAGGACUGAAGCGAACGACUAUCAGUCUCGUCAAGGCGUUUGCAGCGGCGAACAGGAAUACUCCACCACAGCACAUUCUGUUUUUCCGGGAUGGGCUGUCUGAGGGCCAAUUCGAUGCUUUCGAGGAGCUCCGGAUUCAACCCAAGUUAACCUUUGUAUGUGUCGGGAAGGGCCACCACGUUCGGCUGUUUGGGGACCAGCAGAAUGUCGACCGAUCUGGAAACUGCCAACCAGGCACAGUCGUAGACCAAGGUAUCACGCACCCCGCUAUAUGGGACUUUUAUCUCCAGUCUCAUCCUGGGUUGAAAGGGACUUCUUCCCCGUCCCACUAUACUGUGCUCCUUGACGAGAUGGGCUACUCUUCCGAUAAGCUCCAAAGUGUUGCUCAUGCGCUCUGUCACAUUUACGCUCGAUCAACUCGUAGCGUCAGUAUACCUGCCCCCGUCUAUUACGCUGAUAUCAUCUCCGCCCGAGGUAACUUCCAUUUUACUCCUGACGUUCACCUGUCCGACGACGGUGAUGUCGAUUACACCGAGCAACACUACCAACAGGCCUGGCGUCCAUUGCACGCCAACCAACGUCAGCGCAUGUAUUACAUGUAA
Molecule: messenger RNA, 3927 nt
Organism: Rhizoctonia solani
Lineage: Eukaryota; Fungi; Basidiomycota; Agaricomycetes; Cantharellales; Ceratobasidiaceae
Product: eukaryotic translation initiation factor 2C 2
Exons: 28
Coding region: 1-3927 (1308 amino acids)
Molecular function (GO): protein binding; RNA binding; catalytic activity
Source: RefSeq, a predicted model, not a curated record